AUGUAAUCACUCAGAUAAUUUACCAAUAAGUACAAUAACCUACUCAAGGCAUCAUCCAGAUUUAACUUUGCUUCAAAAAUUACUCGUCAACUUCCAGUUAAGGAUCUUUCAUUGAAAGAGCAUGAUCAUGAGCUAUAUAAACUUAUAGAGGCUGAGAAAUUUAGACAAUAUAGAGGCAUUGAGUUAAUUGCUUCAGAAAACUUUACCUAUAAAUUUGUACUUGAAUGCUUAGGAUCAGCCUUAACAAAUAAAUACUCAGAAGGAUAUCCAGGAGCAAGAUAUUAUGGUGGUAAUGAGUACAUAGAUAAGAUUGAGGAUCUUGCAAGGAACAGAGCAUUAGAGGCAUAUAGAUUAAAUCCCGCUGAAUGGGGAGUUAAUGUUCAACCAUAUUCAGGAUCUCCAGCUAAUCUUGCAGUUUACACUGCUUUAUUGCAACCAGGAGAGAGACUCAUGGGACUUGAUUUAACGUAAGGGGGUCAUUUAACUCACGGCUAUUAUACUGAGUCAAAAAAGGUAUCUGCCACAUCACUUUUUUGGGAGUCAAAGUAAUAUAAAGUAAAUCUCUAAACUGGUCAUAUUGAUUAUGAUGCUUUAGAGGCAGCUGCAAAGGAAUUUAAGCCGAAAAUAAUAAUUGCAGGAUUUUCAGCAUAUCCAAGGGAUCUUGAUUACAAAAGAUUUAGAUAAAUUGCUGAUUCAGUGGGAGCUUAUCUUUUAGCUGAUAUGGCUCACAUUAGUGGUCUUGUUGCAGCUUAAGAGCUGAAUAAUCCAUUUGAGUAUGCUCAUGUUGUCUCUACUACCACUCACAAAUCUCUUAGAGGUCCUCGAUCUGGAAUGAUAUUUGCCAGAAGGGAAAUCAUGGAUAAGAUUGAUUUCGCAGUUUUCCCCAUGCUUCAAGGUGGUCCACAUAAUCACUAAGUUGCUGCCUUAGCAGCUCAAUUAAAAUAAGUUAAUACUCCAGAGUUCAAGGAAUACUGCCAACAAGUAAAGAAAAAUGCAAAGGCACUAGCUGAUGAGUUAAUGAAGAGAGGUAAUAAAAUUGUGACUGAUGGUACUGAUAACCAUUUGCUUUUGCUUGAUGUAAGACCUCAUAGUUUAACUGGAUCAAAACUUGAGAAAGCAUGUGAUGAAGUUCAUAUUACUCUAAAUAAAAACACUAUUAUUGGAGACAAAUCUGCUAUCACCCCAGGUGGUGUUAGAAUCGGUACUCCAGCUGUUACUACAAGAGGCUAUCUCGAGCAGGAUAUGAAGUAAGUUGGAGUAUUCAUCGACGAGACAAUUAAAAUUUCAAAGAAGAUCUAGGAAACCUCAGGUAAAAAGUUAAAGGAAUUCCAAGAAGGCCUUGAAAAAUCUGCUGAAAUCAAAUAAUUGGCCCAGGAAGUCGAAAAAUUCGCUUCAUAAUUUGAUAUUCCAGGCUUUGAUGCUACUAAGAUUGAUGCUUGA
Stylonychia lemnae is the source of this 1440-nucleotide messenger RNA. The record is from the annotation of a GenBank genome assembly. NCBI's taxonomy places the organism in Eukaryota, Ciliophora, Spirotrichea, Sporadotrichida, Oxytrichidae.